AAAACUAAAACCUGGUAUCAACAUCUUGACCUGAUCCAGUCCCAUCAAAUGCGCGCCCCGUGUUCAUAGGUUCCCCAUGCGAGCUCCCCUCGAAACCGGGAGACGAGCGCCUGAGGUCAGCGGCUCACGACAUGGUCUCUUCGCGUAAGAAUCAAACGCGGUUUCGGAGGAAAUAAAGUUCAUCUUCUCUCCGCCGCCUGGCUUCCACCCAAGCAAGCUGCUCUUUUGCUUUCUUCCUCAUCGGUCAGUCGUCAGGAAGGAAGAUUCUCAAAGGAAAUCAUCCUGAGUGGGUCAGUUCGAAUUAGAUCUUACUGCUAGAUCUGCGUGGUGCAGAGGACGAGAUGGUGAAGGAGACGGAUUACUACGACAUACUGGGAGUCAGCUCUUUGGCCACCGAGGCCGAGAUCAAGAAGGCAUACUACAUCAAGGCGAGGCAAGUUCAUCCGGAUAAAAAUCCCAAUGAUCCUCUUGCAGCACAAAAUUUUCAGGUUUUGGGGGAGGCCUAUCAAGUACUUAGCAAUCCUGCACAGCGCCAAGCUUAUGAUGCCCAUGGGAAAUCAGGAAUAUCAACAGAUGCUAUUAUUGACCCUGCGGCUAUCUUUGCAAUGCUUUUUGGGAGUGAACUUUUUGAGGACUACAUUGGUCAGUUAGCAAUGGCUUCUAUGGCCUCGCUUGACAUAUUUACUGAAGGGGAACAAAUAGAUGCUAGAAAACUGCAAGAGAAAAUGAGGGUUGUUCAGAAGGAAAGAGAGGACAAACUUGCAGAGAUACUUAAAGAUCGAUUGCAUUUGUAUGUUAUAGGUAACAAGGAAGCAUUUGUUAGUAAUGCUGAAGCUGAGGUGGCAAAGCUUUCUAAAGCAGCUUAUGGAGUUGAUAUGCUAAACACCAUUGGCUACAUAUAUGUGAGGCAAGCUGCAAAGCAACUAGGAAAAAAGGCAAUAUAUUUAGGAGUACCAUUUAUUGCUGAAUGGUUUAGAAACAAAGGCCAUUUCAUCAAAUCUCAAGUAACUGCUGCAACAGGUGCAAUAGCUCUUAUGCAGUUGCAGGAGGACAUGAAGAAGCAGCUUAGUGCUGAAGGGAACUAUACCGAAGAAGAACUAGAAGAAUACAUGCGGUCUAACAAGAAACUAAUGAUCGAUUCCUUGUGGAAACUCAAUGUGGCAGAUAUUGAAGCUACUCUUGUGCAUGUUUGUCAAAAGGUUCUUCAGGAGAGUUCUGUCAAGAAGGAGGAACUUCGGGAUAGAGCUAAAGGGCUGAAAACUCUUGGAAAAAUAUUUCAGAGGGUUAAGUCAGGUAAUGCAAGUGAAAGUGGACCAACAUUGACUGGUGGUUCUCACAAUUUGACUGGGAACAUGCAAUACAGUGAUGGUAGCUCACCUUAUACCUCACCUAAAUCACCUACUGAACAUCCAUACUAUACAAAUUUCGAAACUCAGUGUCCAUAUGUGGAGGCUCCUCCCUUCACAGGUGCUCAAUGCAGCUACAAUUACCCAAUGCCCACUUCACCACCAGGGGCACUAAGACAUCCCUGAUCAGGUUAGUUACAGGAGCGAAGUAGCUGAACAUGUGCAUUUGUUGUUGUAUUAUAUUGUCAUUGUAAUCUAUUUUUUGCUUUUUUAUUUGAAGUAGGAUUUGAUAGUUUGAUUUCUUAGAUUUCCAUGUCUCGUGAAUCAUUUAGAGGGAGGGGUGUUUGUCUUGUAUGUUUUCACCUUCUUCUUCUUCUUAUUCUUCUUCAUCUUUGUCUUAAUUUUAUUUUAUUUUGUUUU
Messenger RNA from Phalaenopsis equestris, 1766 nucleotides. RefSeq names its product chaperone protein dnaJ 10-like. Bases 342 to 1532 code for a protein of 396 amino acids. The transcript is spliced from 10 exons. The record is from RefSeq and is a predicted model, not a curated record. Lineage: Eukaryota; Viridiplantae; Streptophyta; Magnoliopsida; Asparagales; Orchidaceae.